Malus domestica (apple) is the source of this 519-nucleotide messenger RNA. NCBI's taxonomy places the organism in Eukaryota, Viridiplantae, Streptophyta, Magnoliopsida, Rosales, Rosaceae. The record is from RefSeq and is a predicted model, not a curated record.
AUGGGUGUGCGAAGGAGGAUGUGGAGGAUGGGUGAGAGUGGUUUUGGAUUUGGGUUGCAGGGAGGGACAAUGGAUGGGGAAAAUGAUGAAGGGGAUGAGGUUUCGGCGGACAGCCGGGGCGGUGGAGGGUGGGGUUGGGCUCGGGUGGGGGGGGGAGAUGAGGAGGAGGUGGAGGAUGGGUGCACGGUUGGGCUCAAGUGGGGGGAUGGGAAGAUGGGUGUGCGAAUGAGGAUGUGGAGGAUGGGUGGGAGUGGUUUUGGAUUUGGGUUGCAGGGAGGGACAAUGGAUGGAGAAGAUGAUGAAGGGGAUGGGGUUUCGGCGGGCGGUCGUGGGGUGGAGGGUGGGGUGAUGGGAUCUAGGUUUUCUAAUUCUUUUUUUCUGGGUUGCAAGUUGGGCUCGGGAGAUGGGAAGAUUGGUGCGCGGAGGAGGUGGAGGAUGGGUGCAGAGGAGGAUGUGGAGGAUGGGUGGGAAUGGUUUUGGAUUUGGAUUGUAGGGAGGGAUGACGGAUGGGGAAGAUGA